Molecule: messenger RNA, 3278 nt
Organism: Harpia harpyja (harpy eagle)
Lineage: Eukaryota; Metazoa; Chordata; Aves; Accipitriformes; Accipitridae
Gene: MAPK15
Product: mitogen-activated protein kinase 15
Exons: 13
Coding region: 116-1801 (561 amino acids)
Biological process (GO): intracellular signal transduction; protein phosphorylation
Cellular component (GO): nucleus; cytoplasm
Molecular function (GO): MAP kinase activity; ATP binding
Source: RefSeq, a predicted model, not a curated record
GUUUCCAUAGCAGCAGAAGGCAACGGGAAGAGCGCCGCGCGCAGCCUAGCGUGCCGUGCGGCGGGGCGCUCGUCCGCUCGCCGGGCGCGGCGCCCGCCGCCUCAGCUUGCCCGCCAUGAGCGUGCCGGAGGUGGAGGCCCUCGUCUCCCAGAAGUAUGAGAUCAAGAGGCGCCUGGGCAAGGGGGCUUAUGGCAUUGUAUGGAAAGCAAUCGAUCGCAGGACAGGAGAAAUAGUUGCUGUUAAAAAGAUUUUUGAUGCUUUCAGGAACAGAACAGAUGCUCAGAGAACAUUUCGAGAGAUUAUGUUCCUGCAGGAAUUUGGAGAACAUCCAAAUAUCAUCAAGCUGCUUGAUGUUAUCCGAGCUCAGAACAACAAGGACAUCUACCUCAUCUUUGAGUCCAUGGAGACAGAUUUACAUGCUGUGAUUAAGAAGGGGAAUUUGCUGAAAGAUAUCCACAAGUGUUACAUUCUCUACCAACUCCUGAAGGCAACUAAAUUCAUCCACUCAGGAAAUGUUAUUCACAGAGAUCAGAAGCCUUCAAAUAUCUUGCUGGAUGCAGACUGCUUUGUUAAACUUUGUGAUUUUGGGCUGGCCCGUUCUUUAUGUCAGAUGAAUGAGGACCAAGGCAACCCUGCUCUAACAGAGUAUGUGGCAACACGCUGGUACCGAGCCCCUGAGAUCUUACUUUCCUCUCGGAGUUACACUAAAGGUGUAGACAUGUGGAGCAUUGGCUGUAUUCUGGGAGAGCUGCUACUUGGAAAACCUCUUUUUCCUGGAACAUCAACAGUGAAUCAAAUAGAGCAGAUCUUGAGGGUCAUUCCUGCCCCAUCCCCAGAAGAUAUUUUGGCUAUGCAAUCAGAUUACAGGGCCUCAGUUAUUAACCGCAUGAGUUUCCGGCAGCGAGUAACAUUUGAGGAGAUUUUACCAUCCUCUACUCCAUUACCUGCCUUGGAUCUUCUGAAGAAACUUUUAGUAUUUAACCCUGAUAAACGACUCACAGCAGAGGAGGCUCUGCAGCAUCCUUAUGUGAAAAGAUUUCACUGUCCUGCCAUGGAGCCCUCUCUGGAUUAUGAUGUGAUUCUUCCUUUAGCUGAUGAUAUCCAGCUGUCUGUGGCAGAAUAUCGAAAUAAAUUAUAUGAGAUGAUCCUUGAAAAGAAAUUAAAUAGCCACCGAAAGGAGCAAGUGCGGAGAGAAAAUAUUCAACUAAGUCAGUCUGAAUCCAGGCCACUUCUUCCAAAUUCCAGUUCUGUGAAUUUAUCUACCAGGAAAGGUCAGAGAAUACCAACACCGCCUCUUCUAAAAACUUCAGAUGUGCAUGCUGGAACUACAUCUAGUGUUCAGCCAGAAGUAUCCAGGCAGAGUGAAGAUUUAGCAAGAACUUUAUGUCAGAGAUCAAAGAUCAACAUGAUAUACAAUCCCAUAACGCAUACUGCUGUUCAAAGUAAUGCAAAUUCUGGUGCUGUGAUCAAGAACUGUUCUGCACCACCUUCUCAACAGGCCAGAAUCUCCAACAAUAGGAGACUGGGGAGACAAAUCACAUGGGCAAAUGCAAAUGCUCAGCUACCUCCUACAAGUGUACAGAACCUUUAUAAUAAUCCAAGAAAUACUCAGUUUCACAGCAAAGAUGUUCAUCCGCUUCUGAAGUCCAGUAAAAAGACGUUCCAGAUUACUGCAAAUGUGGGAGCUGCUGGUGAUCCAAAAGCAUCAAUGGGCAGUUACUCCCAGGCCUAUGGAACCAUAUAUAAAUCUGCACUGCAGAGUCUUCCAAUAUCAAAAUCCUCCCAACAACAUGAGCAGUGAAUAUGGAAAUGUUCUAACCAGGUGAAGUACAGCUCAUCUUAUCAGUCCCCUAACUGAGCCAGUAACAGCAAGUGAGAGCAAAAUGUAACAGGCAUUUGACAGUCACCCCAGCUGAAGGAAAAUGCUUUAUUCAUUGUAUGGAACAAGGUACUACUUUCUUCUGGACAAACCAACAGGAAAGAAAAUCUAACCCCUGUGCCUUCCGGUCUUACCAGACAAGGGCACAGCACUAUUUGCUCCCAUACUGUGAGAACAAUGAAUGCUGUCAGUUCGUAUUCCUCAUUUGAAUUAUUGCAAAAAAUUACAGAAAACUGCAAUAUUGUGAUACUUGAAUGUAUUUAGACAUAUUCAGAAUAUUCAGGGCCUUUAGAUAUACUCAGACACAUUCAGGGCCUAUGUGAACCUCAUGAAGUUCAAGGUCCUGCAAGUGCAAGGUCCUGCACCUGGGUUGGGGCAAGCCCCGGUAUCAAUACAGGCUGGGGAAUGAAAGGAUUGAGAGCAGCCCUGUGGAGAAGGACUUCGGGAUACUGGUGGAUGAAAAAUUGGAUGUGAGCUGGCAACAUGCGCUUGCAGCCCAGAAAGCCAAGCGUAUCCUGGGCUGCAUCGAAAGAAGCGUGGCCAUCAGGUCAAGGGAGGGGAUUCUGCCCUUCUGCUCUGCUCUGGUGAGACCCCACCUGGAGCACUGCAUCCAGCUCUGGGGUCCCCAGUACAAGAAAGACAUGGACUUGUUAGGGCAGGUCCAGAGGAGGGACACGAAAAUGGUCCGAGGGCUGGAACACCUCUGUUACGAAGAAAGGCUGAGAGAGUUGGGGUUGUUCAGCCUGGAGGAGGCUCCGGGUAGACCUUACUGCAGCCUUUCAGUACUUAAAGGGGGUCUAUAAGAAAGAUGGAGAGAGACUUUUUACUAGGGCCUGUAGUGACAGAACAAGGGGCAGUGGUUUUAAACUGAAAGAGGGUGGGUUUAGAUUGGACAUGAGGAAGAAAUUUUUUACAAUGAGGGUGGUGAUACACUGGAUCAGGUUGCCCGGAGAAGUUGUGGAUGCCCCAUCACUGGAAAGUGUUCAAAGGUCAGGUUGGACGGGGCUUUGAGCAACCUGGUCUAGUGGAAGAUGUCCAUGCCCAAGGCAAGAGGGUUGGACUAGAUGGUCUUUGAAUGUCCCUUCCAAUCUAUUCCGUGAUUCUAUGAUUCUUUAGCGCUGCCUAAAUGCAGAUUUUUUUUUAACAGAACGGAUAACUAACUGUUCUCUGAAGACUAAGAAGACUAAACUCUUCACAGAUAAUCUUAAAGCACUUCAUUUUGUUUUCCACUAAUUUCUAUGACUCUUCUGGGGUAAAUUAACAUAAUCAAUGGUGGCUUAUGUUCAUUGAAAUCAAGUAGAAGAGCAUUUUAAAUAUAGGUGGAUUGUGCUACAAUAUUUAAUAGCUUAUCUACCAUGUAAUAUUGUAAAUAUUGUAAUAAUAAAUACUUUAUAUGGCA